UUCAAAAACUUCCCAAUUCCCAAUUCCCAAUUCCUAUAGGCUAUAGCCCAGCUCUGCCUCUCUGACUCUCUCUCUCUGUCUCACACACGCACACACGCGCGCACACAGAGACACACUUCCUCUCUCUUUCACAUCACAAACUCGCUCUUUUUCUCGGUCUCUAUGGUUCUAUGGUUGGAUCCUGCAAUUCCUUCUUCACGAUCACUGACUAUGGCUAGAGUCAGGGGAGAGCCAGGGGGUUUAUUUAUAAUAUAGUCAUAUAUGUAUAUAUAGAUAUAUCUCUCUUGCUCUGUCUUUUUGCUCCACCUUCUUUUUCAUUCUUCACUUCUGGGUUUUGUUUAAUUUUAUUUUUUGAAGUUCCUGAGGUGGGUUUUUGUUAACUGGAUCUGGGGCCAUUUCUUUUGGUGAUUUUGUUUUGUUUGAAUUUUUUUUUUUCGACUCUGUUUGUUUGAGCGAAAUGUGCGUUUUCGAGCUGGUUCUUAAUCUGUUCAUCUACAUGUUGUUUUUCCCUGUGGUUGAACAAAUCUUGAAUUUGUAGAAUUCUAUGUUACUUUUGUUGGGUUCCAGUGCUUGAAGGCAACUACUUCUCGGCAUUUGCCUAUCAUUGGUUUUGUUAUUAUUAUUAUUAUUUUUUUAAGAAAGUAUUUUCUGCUUCAAUUCUACCUGGGUGGAUUUUGUAAAGUGUGUGAGGUUUCUGUGGCUUUGGAAAUCAUCGGUGGCUGCUACAGCUUGUUUGAGCUCUGCAACUGUAGCAGUCUUCAAUUACUUGAGGGAGCUGAUGGGUACAACAAACAAGAGUGUGAACAAAAAAAUGUCUAAGGGUAACCAAGAUCUGGCAUCAGUUGAAGAAACUAAAGAUGGAGGAAACUUGGAAGGAGGGGGUCCUUUGAAGAAAGGCCCAUGGACAUCAGCAGAAGAUGAAAUUUUAGUGGAGUAUGUUAAAAAGCAUGGAGAGGGGAACUGGAAUGCUGUCCAGAAGCACUCAGGACUUUCUCGGUGUGGCAAAAGCUGCCGUCUACGAUGGGCAAAUCAUCUGAGACCAGAUUUGAGGAAGGGUGCAUUCACUACAGAGGAAGAGCGCUGUAUCAUUGAACUCCAUGCUAAGAUGGGAAACAAAUGGGCUCGAAUGGCUGCAGAGUUGCCUGGCCGCACAGAUAAUGAGAUAAAAAACUACUGGAAUACAAGAAUUAAGAGAUUGCAACGAUCUGGCACACCAAUUUAUCCACCUGAUGUGUGUAUGCAAGUAUUUAAUGGUAGCCGAGACAAUCACAUGGGUACAUUGGAAACGGCAGACACACAACAUGGCGAUCUCUUGCAGAGAGAUGGUUUUGAGAUUCCUGACGUGGAUAUCAAUAGUGUACUCAAUAAUGGUUAUCUUUCUUAUUCUCCAAAAUUUCUUGAUAUUCCUGCAACCAGCAUGCUCAAACAAGGUGUCAGUUCAUCCCUUACUCAUAACGUUAUAUUCCCAACAAUGCCUCCCCACAAACGCCCCAGAGAGUCAGAGACCUUAUUCCCUUCUCUGGAUGGUAGUGACAGCAGCUGUCUCCCAAUAUUCAAUCACUAUGCGGAUUACAAUUGUGAGAAGGCUGCUGAAUCCUUUAACUUGUCUUCUUCGUUUGAUCCUGAUCUUAAUACCAAUGACCAGUUACCAUUCAGUGUUCUUUCUGGCAGCCAUGCCUUUUUAAAUGGCAAUUCUUCUUCUUCCGAGCCCAUAUCUGGGGCUAUGAAGUUGGAGCUCCCUUCACUCCAAUAUUCAGAAACUCGACCUGGUAGCUGGGGCAUGCCUGCUUCCCCGCUUCCUUCCCUCGAGUCUGUUGAUACCUUGAUCCAGUCUCCUCCAGAAGAGCAGAUUUGUGCAGAUUGCCUUUCACCGAGGAGCAGUGGUAUGUUGGAAGCAAUACUCUAUGAGUCACAGACUUUGAAAGGAUCAAAGAAGAAUCAACCCCAGCAAACUUCAGAUGUUUCUGUCAGGCCAAAAGACACGGUGGAAUGCUCUCCCAUGAAUCCUUGUCAGAUGGAUGGUGACCCAAAUUCACCUUUAGGCCAUUCUGCUGCAUCAAUAUUCAGCGAGUAUACACCUGUCAGUGGAAGCUCAAUGGAUGAACACCAAUCAGUUGAAGCCAUGCUGGGAUGUGGUAUUAUGCCUCAAACAUUCCAUCGGGAUUCAAGCCGUUUUGUUAUAAAUAAAGAAAUUCCAGAUCAGAUAGACUUUACCAGGCCAGAUGCUCUACUUGACCUGGGUUGGUUUGGGCAUAGCAACGAGCAUGGUUUGGGACUUUGUCUCAGGAAGGCUUAACUCGAUCAAGUUUAUCCACUGGCGAUAACUGCAAUUGUUCUUGACCCAGGGGAGCAGCUCUUGUUCUUUGGAAGUGUGGAUGGAAGAAUUUUUGUCAACAUGCUUGAUAUUGGACUAUUGGAGGACCCUUUCUUUGUUGCAGAAGACCAACCAGUUGUGCUAACGCAAGUAAUGUUUGGUGCUUGAUGUUUCCUGUUACUCAUUGGAAAUGGAGUCUCCUUCUGUCACAGGAAUAAAUUCUGUAUGUUUUGCUGGUCUUGUUUUUUAUUUUUUAUUUUAAAAGAAAAUACUACCCGGUCUAGAUAA
Alnus glutinosa is the source of this 2602-nucleotide messenger RNA. Its product is annotated as transcription factor GAMYB-like. The transcript has 5 exons. NCBI's taxonomy places the organism in Eukaryota, Viridiplantae, Streptophyta, Magnoliopsida, Fagales, Betulaceae. The record is from RefSeq and is a predicted model, not a curated record. The coding region runs from base 779 to 2296 and encodes 505 amino acids.